AUGUUUCAACGAGGCAUACUUGAUGAGAUUGAUAUCAUUGACGAUCUGUUAACGUCAUCGACUUCUGCGCCUAGAAAGUUGAGCAUCAAAGCAGCUCAUCUCGAUAGUCCCGUUUUUUUAGCAGGAAAGCUAGGUGGUAAAGGCUACAACUUAGAUGGUCGCCCUCUAUCGACUAAAGAUGUUUCUGCGUUCUUUAAGAGUAGAGCAUUGGCUGCAGGAUACACCGAAACAACAACAUUCUAUGCUUGGAGAAAAGGAGCUAGUGUGAGGGUCGACAGAAUUAAAGGUGCCUUUGCUUUUGAGAACUACUACGACGAUGCAAUGGUUGAUCUUGAUGUGGUAGCAAUUGCUUUGGAUGAAGAGGAAGAGUGUGUAGAGUCGAUAGUUCAGGCCGGAUUACAUCGAGUCUGCUACAACCUCUCUCCAGAGGACGAGAAAAAGUUUAUCAACGCCUUUGUUCAUCAAGACGAAAGAUACGCGCAAGCAACCACGUCAGCUGAGGGGAAACGUGCAUCAAAAUGCGCAAGAUUACGGGCGAGAUAUGCUCUCAGGGCACACAUGAGGGAGGAAUUCGAGAAACUCCACUCAAUACGCAAGACUACGGGCCAGAUAUGCUCUCAGGAUACACAUGAGGGAGGAAUUCGAGGAACUCCACUCAAUACAAGAAUACGAGGCCAGAGUCGAAGCCCUUACUAUUAUGGCGAAACUUUUUGA
Botrytis sinoallii is the source of this 714-nucleotide messenger RNA. RefSeq lists its product as uncharacterized. NCBI's taxonomy places the organism in Eukaryota, Fungi, Ascomycota, Leotiomycetes, Helotiales, Sclerotiniaceae. The record is from RefSeq and is a predicted model, not a curated record. The transcript has 2 exons. The coding region runs from base 1 to 714 and encodes 237 amino acids.